UUGCAGAUCAUCUACUUCAAACUUUUUACGCCCCAAUCUAGACAACUAGUGUGACAACGAGACGUCUGCACAGUGUUCAAACCAGAAGCCACAAUGAACACCACCACCACAACCACAAGCACCAAAUCACAGCUCCUACUUUAUGCGCUGCUGCUCACAGCCACCUGCUUGUGCGUCACAGCACAACUGCCUGUCAUUGGCUCGUCGAGUUGUGGUCCCAACUUCCCCAAGGCAUGCCUGUGUGGACGCGAGCUCUACGAGGGCAGCAUAAGUUACAUAGUCAACUGCACAAACACAGGCAUACACAAUACCAGCGUACUUGAAUUCAUGCCGGAUGAGGUGGAAAUCCUAAUCUUCACCGGCAAUAUUGUACUCGAAUUGCCUUGGAAUGUUUUCGGCUCGAUUAACGACUAUAAGAAUCUGAAGAUCGUCGAUAUGAGCAACAAUCACAUACGCGAAAUACGUGGCAAAUCCUAUCACCAUGUGCAAAAUGUGGAACGUUUGAUUUUGAAUCACAACAACUUGAGCAUUUCACGCGACGACGACGAAGUCAAUCACCACCAUCCACGCGUAUUUUCGAACUUUCUGAAUUUGCAAAGUUUACAUCUCACCGACGCAUUCGAUGACAACAGUUCACCGCAGUUGAGCGAAGAUUUGCAUGAUAUAUUCGUCAAUAGCCAGCUGGUGAAAUUGCAGAAGCUACAUCUGGAGCAAAAUGAGAUUACACACUUCAAAGACCGCAACGUCUUUUGCGAUCUGCCCAGCUUGCGUGAUCUACAUUUGGGUGAUAAUUUGCUGAAAGAGAUCAACUUUGAAGUGCGCUGCCUAAAGAACCUACGCUUUCUCGAUUUGGAGCGCAAUAAAUUCGAAUAUGUGAAGACGCACGACAUGAUGCUGCUCAACGAGCUGGAGACGAGCACCGACCGCACCACCAACCUCAUUGUCGACUUCAAUCUCAAUCCAUUCGUUUGCGACUGCAAGAUCAGCUCAUUUCACACCUGGGUGCUGUCAACGAAUGUAACGGUACGCAAUAAGAAUACGCUAAUGUGCUACCGCAACGAUGUGGAGCCACUGCCCAUAAUGGAGCUGAAUAUGGAAGGAUGUGCGACAGCGGUAGCGGCUGCCAGCAUGAUGUUCAAUACAGCGACAAAUUUACACUACGGCAGUAGCGGGUCGGAUGAGAGUGCAGGAGGCGAGGGUGGUGCUGGCGCGACGUCCGGACGACCGCACAUGAAUCAACACACCGUGACACUUAUCUUCCUGCUUAUUGUGUUGAGUAUGAUAUUGCUCGGAUUGGUGGUGGCGCUGGUUUAUGUGAGCCGUGAGCGCAUCAAGUAUAUGAUUACGCCGGUUUUCGACAAUGUAGCCAAAAAAGUGCAAUACACAUCGAUCAAAGAUGAAGAUUGUCCGGAAGUGUAUGUUUAAAGUGUGCAAAUGAAAAAGCGAACGAAUGUGCGAGGCGAGCAAUCGAUGAGAUGAGAAAUGGGCGGCCAUAUUCAUUGACAGCCAUUACAUAUUGACAGUUGCUGAAUAAAA
This is a messenger RNA of Rhagoletis pomonella (apple maggot), 1536 nucleotides long. RefSeq names its product toll-like receptor 5. The coding region runs from base 94 to 1425 and encodes 443 amino acids. Gene Ontology annotation, molecular function: protein binding. The transcript has 2 exons. Gene Ontology annotation, cellular component: membrane. NCBI's taxonomy places the organism in Eukaryota, Metazoa, Arthropoda, Insecta, Diptera, Tephritidae. The record is from RefSeq and is a predicted model, not a curated record.